Messenger RNA from Neoarius graeffei (lesser salmon catfish), 1554 nucleotides. RefSeq lists its product as uncharacterized. The record is from RefSeq and is a predicted model, not a curated record. Lineage: Eukaryota; Metazoa; Chordata; Actinopteri; Siluriformes; Ariidae. The coding region runs from base 343 to 1062 and encodes 239 amino acids. The transcript has 4 exons.
UUUCUUUUUCUCCUCCUGCAUAAAGACCACAAGUGGAGGCCAUCCACAUCGGAUCUGCUUUAAUAUCGACAGAUCUUCGAUUAAGGCCAAUGGCUUCGUGCCAUAGUUCAAGGCUAAGGAUCCGUCUUUUAGAGACACACACUCCGCCUUACUCCAUCCCCACUGCACAAAAAAAGGAAAACUGCCGCUGAGGCAACACGCGAUUGGAAAGACCGACUGCAACAAAAUGAACCUGAGAGAUGGGCUGAAUACAUCCAAAGAGGCAGAGAGGCAACAAAAGCCUACAGAAAAAAUUGUUCUGAACAAAAGAAGGCCAUUCAGAGAGAACAAAGCAGGCUUCGGAUGCAGGCGAUGAGAGCCCAAAAAAAAGCAGAGCAGCCAGAGCAACCUAGAUUGACUCAAGCUGCUAAAGAGGAGCAGAGAGAGAAAUGGAGGCAGGAGAAGGCAAAGUGGUGGGUGAGCUUACACCCCCAGAAACAACACCAUCAGAGGGAGAAGAGAGCCCAGCCGGAAAGAGAAAAGCGAGCGAACAAAAGAGUAUCUGCAGCUGCUGCUUCCCAGCCAUCCAGCAGCAUACCACAGGCUUCCACUUGCACCCCAUUGUCAUCAUGGAGUCAAGGAGCCAGAAAAAAGGCAAAGGCUCGGGCCUAUGCAACUUUUCCACACAGUCCUUCCAGACUCGUAGAGACUCUGAAUGAUAUUGUACAUUCCCUUGCACCUCGUAAGAAGCAGCUAUUCAAAACGCUCCAGCCAGAGUCAUUAGAACACAGGAUUGGGAAAUCUGUGAUAUUUGAGCUGAAAAAGAACAACACAAGGCGAAAUAAAGAUCUGCUUCACACUCGCCAUGUUCUCCUCAAUACCUGUCAAAAAUACCUGAAUCUUCGAGGAUCCAGCAACAUCCGAGCAGUCAGCAAGGGGAGCAUUUUGUCACUGGCUGCAUCAAAGCACAUGAAACGAGAGAAGAUGAAAAAGAGAUUGAGGAAUAUUACAAAAGUGUUUCCUGCCCCAUCCCUGACAAAAAGCUUGUCUCAUCAAAAACCGGCCAGGCUGCAUCACUGUUGACGAAGCCCUUGAGAGAAGUCUACGAUGACUUUGUUGCCACACAACCAGCAGGGUCAACGAGGGUCAGCUUCUCUCACUUUGCCAAGUGCAAACCCAGGUACAUUUAUCCACGGCAAGACUGGUGGCUGAGAAUGUGUCUGUGUGAGUAUUGCACAAACAUUGACCUGAAGCUUCAUAUCCUAAAUGCCAUCACUGGAAGGACAGACAAUGCUGCUCGCAUCAGGCAUGGCUACCAUGCCAUCGAUCUCCUGACCUGUGGUCGGGAUGACGGAAUAUGGCAAAAGAAGUGUGCAUACAGGGAGUGUGUAGAGUGCCAAGACCAGACACUGAAGCAGCACACAGCGCGGCUCCUACAACACCAGCGCCCCCUGACCUGGUUGUAAUCAAAAUAUAAUUUAACUUUAAGUUGUGAGAAUAAUUGCAUUUUAAUGCAGAGUGUAAAUCUGCAACUUGUUCAGAUGUGAUAUAAGUAAUGAUAUCGUCACUGUAAAA